AGACUGGAAUCGGGAGCCAAUCAGAGGCGGUUCGAGCCUUACCUAUUAAUAUUAACAAGCAGGAUGUGAGUAGGUCGCGCGUUGAGGUUGACGGUGCGCAGGCGCGAAGAUCUGCCUCCAACAACAAGAAGCAGGAGCCAGGCAACAUGGCCGACCUGGGGAAGAAGUACUGCGUGAACUGCCUUGCAGAUGUUACAAACCUGCGGCUUCGCUGCACUGACUGCCCCGAUAUCGAGCUGUGCCCAGAGUGCUUCUCCGCGGGCGCAGAAAUCGGUAAUCACCGGAGAUGGCACGGCUACCAGCAGGUCGACGGCGGUCGGUUCUCUCUCUGGGGUCCCGAGGCAGAGGGAGGAUGGACCAGCAGGGAAGAGCAGUCGCUACUCGAUGCUAUCGAGCAAUAUGGAUUUGGAAACUGGGAGGACAUGGCCGCUCAUGUCGGAGCAUCCCGAACUCCUCAGGAGGUCAUGGAACACUAUGUCACCAUGUACAUCCAUGGAAACCUGGGUAAGGCCUGCAUACCUGACAGCAUUCCCAACCGGGUGACCGACCACACCUGCCCAUCUGGGGGUCCCUUGUCCCCAAGCCUCACCACCCCGCUCCCUCCGCUGGAUAUCAGUCUGAUUGAGCAACAGCAGCUGGGCUAUAUGCCCCUACGUGAUGACUAUGAGAUUGAAUAUGACCAGGAUGCAGAGAAGCUCAUCAGUGGGCUGUCCGUGAACUACGAUGACGAGGAUGUGGAAAUUGAAAUGAAACGGGCCCAUGUGGACAUGUAUGUGCGUAAACUCCGAGAGCGCCAGCGGCGUAAGAACAUCGCUAGAGACUACAACUUGGUGCCUGCGUUCCUGGGCCGAGAUAAGAAAGACAAGGAGAAGGAGAAACCAGGAGUGCUGGGAGUCACAGGCGCUGCUGGAGGUGUGGGUGGGGCAGGAGCUGGCGGUGGCACAGUUGGAUCAGGUUCCACAACAACGGCAGGAUCAGGUCCUGUUCCAAGUACACCCAAAAGAAAGAUUACCAAGGAAGAGAAGGAGCAGCGGGUCAGGUUGAGGGGGCUUUGCCAGUUCAUGGCCCAUCGGGAGUUCGAAGAUUUCUUUGACAAUAUGCAUAAAGAGCGUCUGCUGAGGGCCAAGGUACGUGAGCUACAACGCUACCGCCGCAAUGGCAUCACCCGCCUGGAAGAGUCUGCUGAAUAUGAAGCAGCGCGCCACAAACGAGAGAAACGCAAGGAGAACAAAAGUGUGGUCACCUCUAAACGGGGCAGUGGAGGAGGUGGCGGGCUUGGCUCUGGCAUGGGACUCGGGGGCGGAGCUGGGGGAGGAGGCAUUGCUGGAGGGAUGGGGGUUGGAGGCGGGAUCAAAGAAGAAGGCAAAGAUGGUGAGUUUGCUGCCAUUGAAAACCUGACUGGUUUUGAACUGCUCUCAGACAGGGAGAAGGUGCUUUGUAACUCUCUAAACCUUAGCCCAGCACGCUACCUGACUGUCAAAACCAUCAUCAUCAGAGACCACCUGCAGAAAAGACAAGGCAUCCCAGCCAAGAGCCGACUGCCCAGCUACCUGGACAAGGUCCUCAAGAAACGCAUUCUCACCUUCCUCACUGAAAGUGGCUGGAUAUCCCGAGACGCCUCAUAGCGAUCAGUCUUUGGUCAGAAAGUAAUAAGUUGAUGAUCACUCACAGCUCUGUAGGCAGGACAAAACUACUGACUCUCACCAUGUUUUCAAAGGUGACUGUGUGAAUAUGUACAUUGCAAAGGAAGAGGGCACCCCACUGGAAAGAAAGUAUUUUCAUACCAGGGCUAGAAACAAAAGUAGGCCUAUAUUUUUAUAUUUGGAAUGGGAUGGGGGUAAAACAGCUCUGGCUUCAAAUUAUGCUUUGGGCCCAUAUUGUUUCUACAUGAUGAUAACAAGUGAUACAUAGCUGCCAUAGAUAUUCUCAUGUUAAUGCAUCAGGCUCAUUGAAGAUGUCUGUCAUGGAAUACUAUUUUGAAUCCACACUCCCAACAGGACUAAAGCAGUUUCAUGUUGAAUCGAAGUAAAGAUUUUGUGAAGUGAUCUGGACAGUUUUCUUAGGUGUUGCGUUAGUUCAAACUUCAGUCGUUUUAACGCUUUCAUUUCAUUUUCCACCCUGCGACUUCGCUAAACUCUCAGUUCUAUGACCAGCUUCUGCUUCCUUACUGCUCGCAAGGAAAGCGAAGGAAAAGCACAAUCAUGAAGCGUCAUCUGACUUUCUCUGGACCGAUGUGGGUUGAUUUUGAGCUAGACUGAGAAAUCAGCCAUGAUGAUGAUAUGUGCUGAUGCUAGCUGAUCACAGAUAUAUCACUACUGGUGCAUAUGUCAGCCAAUUAGAAAAAAAAGGAAUUUCAGUACAGAAAAGCCAAAUAAUAUGUUGAUAUAUUUAACCCUUAAAACCCGAAACACUUCAGAUCGUACAUAUUUCUCUAUGGCACAUUCAUUCUAAAUAAUCAGCAACCCAAGUUUACGACAGUCUUUAGGUAUUAAGAGUUCAACACUCAAAAACUGGGCUUCAUUGGCUCUGACCAAUUAACCAGUAAGAGUUGAUGUUCCAGCUGAGGCUUCACCCACUUUGAACCAGUGAAAAAAAUAUUGGCAAAGUUUACAUAGAGUAGUGAGUUAAAUAUGAUCCCAUUAUCAACAGUUUUCAGAUCUUCUAAAUGUCCAUCUAAGUAUUGCCCUUGAAAAAAUUUUUUGGGCUCCGUAGUUUGUAAUUGGUUUACAUGUCUUUGUUUGACGACUGAAAUUAGCAUUGAGGAGAAUUUUUUUUUUAAGCUUUGUUUUGAAUUUGAAACAUACUUAUUUUUUUACAGAAUCACCUAUUUCAGCUUCAAAUAUUCAUAGUUCAGUGCAGAUACAGAAGCUGAAAGCUGUAAACGCAUUAAUCAGUCAUACUGAAAGGCUUAGGUACAGUAAGUAAGUAUUCAUUUUCUUUCUUUUUCCGCAAGCCAAGCUGAGUGCUGACCAUUGUGCCAUUGAAAUGGAAAUGGUGUUAUUGAAUCGGCUGUAAUUUCACAGCAGGAGCAGGAGAAGAUACUAAAAUCACGGUGAAGAAAAGUAUGUGAGUGUGUUGAUGUUAUCCAAGUGGAAUAUGCGCUUGAUUCAUAUUCUUUUCCUCUUUGGAAAAUCUGCCUUUUUUGGCAUAAAAUGUGAGUAAUAAACUCUGCCCUUUUCUUUGGCCAUCUUUGCUCCCCCCCCCACCGUUUUAUACAGCUUUAGGUCCUGACAUGAGAUUGUGGACUGGCUUUUUUUUGUCUCUUGUCAGUAGUAAAGACCAAAACAACCCGCAAUGAAUGGAUUCAACAGUAAAGUAUUGUUUGGCUAUACAAAGCCUGAUAGAAUGCUGUCAAACAUUAGCUCGCUAGCAUCCCAAGUGUGUAUUAAUCUGCAGCUGAAAAUAGUCAUUUCCUCCCGUUUGAGCACCCAGCUAUUUUAACAAAUUACUGAAGCCUUGUUUUUUUUUUUUUUUAGAAAAAUGCUUUUUUAAAACAACAAAACAAAACAUCAGCAUGUAUUCAUGACACGUUCUUCUACAACUUCCAUGGGAACUACAGGUAGACAAGGGAGGUUAGGAAGAUAGGAAAGCGGAAGCGGACUAACUUUUAUUGUUUUCCAUGGGAUGUGUUGACAAUGAGGAAAAAUAUUAAGUAUUUCAAGCCUUAAAGCCUUAUCUUUUAAUGAGAACCCUUUCAUCUCAGUGCUUUUCAGCUCGAAUUUUGUUACACGACCCGAAGCCCGAGUGGUUCAUGAUUUAAGAGUACGUGGAAAACAUUUGUUAUCGUCCUUUCAAUUUGGGUCAUUUCCGGUACAUAUAUUUGUCAGGCUAUUAACCCGUGGUUAACAUGUCGUGAUUGGAGUUGGAUUAGUAUUAGUCAGUUGGAUCAAAACAGAAUGUUGUACAAAGACAACACUAAUUACCUGCCUCUGAACGAGUCAGCGAUGACUUACGACUUGAAUGUGACCUUUUGUUUGUUCCUAUAGAUGGCUUGUAGAUUUCUGUUUUUCUUUUUUGUUUUUUUUUCCCAGAUUUCAUUCGUGGAGUUGUUCUGCAUGUGCAGCUUUGUUUCAGAAUGGUGUGUUUUGGUGUAAAUGUCUCAAAAAAAAAAAAAAUUGACAGUUUGAUAUUUGGGGAAUAUUUUUUUAAGGGGAGGCUUGCUUACUUUAUGUCACCACAUGUAAAUAAUUUUGUAAGAUAUAAUUGGAAAAAGAGACUUUUACUCACUUGUGAAAUGUACAGUAUUUUAUGUCAUGGAAAAUUUUAUAGGUUUCAUACUAAAAAAAAUAAAUAAAAAAAAAAUAGGAAAACAAUUUUUGGUUUACAAGGAAGCAUUUUUUGAAGCAUUGGGUAUAAUGAUGGUAUGCUGUAGAGCUGACGUCAGUCUUGUUACCAAGCUAUUUUGUUGUUCUUUUACUUUGUUGUUGCACAUGACAACGUAUGGAUGGAGAUGUAUUAAAAGUGAAAAUACUUUUUAAUUCUAAA
Messenger RNA from Scatophagus argus, 4485 nucleotides. RefSeq names its product transcriptional adaptor 2B (gene tada2b). Bases 147 to 1625 code for a protein of 492 amino acids. The transcript is spliced from 2 exons. The record is from RefSeq and is a predicted model, not a curated record. Lineage: Eukaryota; Metazoa; Chordata; Actinopteri; Scatophagidae. Gene Ontology annotation, biological process: regulation of transcription by RNA polymerase II; chromatin remodeling. Gene Ontology annotation, cellular component: nucleus; SAGA-type complex. Gene Ontology annotation, molecular function: transcription coactivator activity; chromatin binding; zinc ion binding.